UGGAUUUAAAGCGGGAAAUAGAUGUUUUGUAAAGGAGUGAUCUGAAAAGUUGACUCCAGCUGUAUAGUUGUUAAAGCUCCUGACAAUGGAUACCCUGCUUUAUCAAACACGCUAACACAGGCGUCGUAUUACACGAAGUAAUGUAACGGACCAUCAAGGACUUUCUGGGACGUCUACUAAAGACAGGAGGGCAACAACAACAACUUUUUUUGUCAAUGAAAGAGAACAAGAUGAAGCCGAAACACACCCACAGGCAUACAGAACCCAACUGGCAAGGGAAGGGUGCCGGUAAAGCUGGUGAAAAGGCAACGCUGAGCCAAGCUCAGCCAACAUGUGCGUCCUCUCCUGCUCAAGUCAAACCUUUUGCUGGGAAAGUGUUUUACCUGGAUCUGCCUUCAAACAGAACAGCAGAGAAAUUGGAGGGUGACAUCAAAGACCUGGGAGGGACUGUUGAGAAGUUCUUCAGCAAAGAAAUCAAGUAUCUGGUGUCCAACAAGAGGGAGGCUAGAUAUGUGCAUUGCCUCAGGAAGGACUCUCCUGUCCCCAGCCCGGUCUCUGGCCCGAGUUCACCUCACCCUCCACCAAAGCAGCACCAGCCCGGCAGCCACGGGGACAACAUGAAGAGCAAGUCUCAGGGCCAAAUGGAUACUUUUAUUCCAAGUCGGGGGAAGUCUUUGGUAGAGAGAGUGGUGAAAGGGCAGGAGAGGGUGAAAAUGAACAAGAUCCUGUCAAAUGCUCUGGAGUGGGGUGUGAAAAUUAUUUAUAUAGCUGAUGUAGUUUCAUAUAUUCAGAAGAAACAAAAGAAUUGCAACAGGCAGUGUUCUGCUGCCAAAACAAGUGUCAAAGCUGGGUCAGCAGCAAAGCAAGGCUUUCAGAAAUGCAAAGGAGGGCGGAUCAGUAAACCGUUCAUCAAGGUUGAGGAUUCAAGCAGGCAUUACCGUCCAAUCUGCCUCACUAUGCCAAACAUGCCGGAGUUCAACCUGAAGACUCUUCCUCCCUGUAGUCCCUUCUGUGUCGACGACAAGCUGAAUCCUGGGAUUAAACAGCCGGGACACAGAGUUGUGAAAGCGUCAGCCAGCGAGGAGCGAGCAAACGGCCGAAAGAAGAACCGAGACAAGAAACGAGGCGGCUACUGCGAGUGCUGCAUGAUCAAAUAUGAGAACGUCUCAAUGCAUCUCAAGAGUGAACGUCACAAGUCUUUCUCCAAAGGCGAUGAAUACUCGGUGGUGGACAAACUGGCGUCGACCCUGCACUGCGACUUCAUCCCCAUCAAAACUCAGGUCAAAAGACCAAAGUGCAGUGUUUCCUCUGUUCUCUUUGUUCCCGGGCCCUGUGGGAAAACUGUACUGAGACACAAGACGGAUCUUGAUCCCACAGAGAUUAUUAAAAAAGAACAGCAUCAGACAGCUGAUGGCCACCAGGGUUCUUAUUCAGGACACACUUUAAAAAUCAGACCAGUUACUGAUACUGCUCCUCUGAAUCACUUUGAGGGGGAGAGGAGGAACAAUAACUCAAACUCUGACAGAUCAAAGCACAAAUCUCUUGCACGUAAACGGCCGUGCAGACCGAAUUCUCUGACUUUGUGCACUCAAAAAGCAGAGCUGACUCAAAAUGAUCAGCUAAAUAUGGAAACAGCCCCCUCUAGAGGUGAAUUUCUACCCUCUAUUCCCUCCAGAGAAACUCGGGACAACAAGGAGGACCCAACAAUAUCUCCACACACGAACAGCUCACCCUCUCGCCUCCAUAAUGUCAACAUGCAGAAUGAAGGUUCUUCAAAAAGCCUUGAUGUUAACGCUCAUCAACUAGAGGAGUCUGAUAAGAAGCAGGCUGCCCAGGAAGGAAACAUAUUGCCCGACAGAAUGACUGGAAACAACCUCUCAGAAAGGGAAGAAAUGAGCCUUCCCUUACCGAGCUUCUCUCCGGUCCGGAAAGUCCAGAGGAGGGUGAGAGUUUAUAAACGCAAAAGACGGAAACUGAACACACACUCUGAAAGUGUAAAGCUAAGUGACAUCCCCGACAACUCCAUGCUGAAAUUUUUUCGGUCAAGUGAUGACAUGGAUGUGGAAUUUCUGGGGUUUGAGGACUAGUAGGGGAGAAGCAAAUCGACAGAAUGAACUGGACUAUUACUGCCUUUUUAAAUACUUGAACCAUACUCUGUGCUGUGGACUAUAUAAUGCACAGGAAUCUCAGUAGGCGGAUUGAUCUGAUUUUGUUUUGUCAGAUAUAAGGCAGCUACAGAUGUGCUGUGUUGUUUGUUUCCCCAGCAUUGUGUAAUUUGUAAAACACUUUGUGGUGGCUUUAAAAGGAAAUGUUGGGAAAAUUGUUUUAAAAACUGUUUUGGAAUUUUAAAUGCUAAAAGUCGGACAGGAGAUACGGACAUUUUAUCAAACUGAAAUAUUGUCUUUAUUGUAACAUUUGUCAAACAUUUAGUUAAAGUAACAAAAGAUUAUUUUGAUAUCCAGUGUCAAUCCUUUUCAAACAACCAGACUAUUUCUAUAAUAUCUUGUCAAAUAUAUAUAGUUAGAACAAAUAUUAACAGUUAAAUGCUUUAACCUGAAUUCAAAUUCUUAAAACUACUUUGUGAAGAAAAAUAGGAUGGCAUAAUAAUAUGCACAUUUUACUUUGAAGUAUCUAUUUGCGUACAUGGCCUUAUUUUGAUCAAUCAUAAAAUACAAUAUCAGUAGAUUUUUUUUCACUUCUUGACGUAUGUGUAAUAUUUGCAAAUGCACCGCAAGUUUGGCCAUAAACCUUAAUCCACCGUCAUACGGACAUUCUUCUAGAUGCAAUCAAUGAAAUAAAAUGCCACCUGAAGAUGUCACUGCUCUGCAGAAGAGGAGCAAAGCCCCAACACCUUAAAGUCCCAUGCAGUCUCUACUUCCAGUUGUUUCCCAUGAAUAUUUUUCAUGGCAAUUGAGCAUUUAUGUGAAAAAGGCUGCUUAAAUCAAAAAUAAUUUUCAAUAAUCUGAAUAAAGAUGGCUUGAUUCUUCUCAGA
This is a messenger RNA of Eleginops maclovinus (Patagonian blennie), 2992 nucleotides long. It is a transcript of the gene dbf4, whose product is annotated as DBF4-CDC7 kinase regulatory subunit. The coding region runs from base 216 to 2087 and encodes 623 amino acids. NCBI's taxonomy places the organism in Eukaryota, Metazoa, Chordata, Actinopteri, Perciformes, Eleginopidae. The transcript is spliced from 13 exons. Gene Ontology annotation, molecular function: protein serine/threonine kinase activator activity; nucleic acid binding; zinc ion binding. Gene Ontology annotation, biological process: positive regulation of nuclear cell cycle DNA replication; regulation of cell cycle phase transition. Gene Ontology annotation, cellular component: Dbf4-dependent protein kinase complex. The record is from RefSeq and is a predicted model, not a curated record.